AUGAGAUAAUGGCGAGCUGUUACGAAUGUGCAUUUCUCCUCUGUGUGGGUCUGCCGCUGUUAUCGGCAUCACAGAGCCACAUGCAAUUGAAGAGAAACACGGAAUAUAACGAUAAAGACGUUCCCGAACGCCGUAUAACUUCGCUCCAAGUUCGCUCGGCUCUUGCGUGCGGCUUCUACUGCCUGGAUGCGGAAUACUGCAAGUCCUACGGAUACGUGUCGGCGGCAGGCAACUGUGUGCUUAUGCACGGCACAGAGAGGCAAGACAACACAGCGACAACCUUCCUCGCGGUGCCUGGUCUGGAAUACUAUUCUUCUAAAGAGGAGAGCCCCGCAAAGUGCGUGUACCCCGGCAAACCGACUGACCGCGUGAUGUUAGGAACAGCCGCAAGCAUAAUUCCUGCAGCCAACGUAACUUGCUCUGUCUAUAAACCGCCACCUGAGAUAUUUGACCUUCCUCGCGAGGUUACUGAUGGCCGUAUCAAUGUGGGUAUAGGAGAUUUCAAUAGCCAUAAUGUUACCUGGGAAUAUGCAGAAACAGACGAAGAUGGUGCACUUGUGGAAAGCUGGUCAGAUGUGAAUCAGCUGUCGCUUAUACAUGACGCAAAGCUCCCCUGCUCCUUCAACAGUUCCAGAUGGAGGCGUGGAUACAACCAUGACCUGUACAUUGAGCCUUUGGUAGUUUGGCCCUACUGGGAUGCUGAUUAUGGUGUCCCUGGCUGUUCACAAGGAGUUGAUGAGCAACCUGGUCAGCAGUCACUUCUGGUAUUGGUUGUACUUUAG
Priapulus caudatus is the source of this 782-nucleotide messenger RNA. RefSeq lists its product as uncharacterized. The record is from RefSeq and is a predicted model, not a curated record. NCBI's taxonomy places the organism in Eukaryota, Metazoa, Priapulida, Priapulimorpha, Priapulimorphida, Priapulidae. Bases 9 to 782 code for a protein of 257 amino acids. The transcript has 5 exons.